Amoebophrya sp. A25 is the source of this 292-nucleotide messenger RNA. The record is from the annotation of a GenBank genome assembly. Lineage: Eukaryota; Dinophyceae; Syndiniales; Amoebophryaceae.
CUGGAAGACCAUGCACAGGCUCCUCGGUGAUGUCAUCUUUCUCUGGGGAAGGUCCGCGCGACUUUGUCUUUGAUGAAAAAGCGAUUGCGCAUCUUUUCGGUGGCCCGCCCAAGGUAUCCCAGGGUACAGAUCUACGUCAGUGGCGAGCGAAGCUACAAAAUAGGUGUACUAUGCCCUUCCAACGACGAGCACGAGAAGUUGGUCCUCACGUAUGUCAGCAUCAGAACCGGUGGUGUUCUACUUUUCAAACACAAGUACAUGGUAGUACCUCUUGGCCAGAACACGCGACGAG